AUUGGCUCAGGUGAUCUUCAUUGUUUUCCAGACUCCUCACACGGAAGAUGAACCAAGUAACAUUAGAGUGGACCUGAACAUGUAAAGCGACAGGGCUAAAAUGAAGGGCUUAAUCUUUCUGCUUCUACUAGGAAUACCAGCUGCAGCGGCAGUGACCCACUCUCUGAGGUAUUUCUACACGGCAUAUUCUGGAACAGGCUUCCCAUCAUACGUGUCUGUUGGGUUUGUUGAUGAUGUUCAGAUAAGUUACUGUGACAGCAACAUCAACAGAAACGUUCCUAAGCAGGACUGGAUGAAUAAAGUGAGUUCAGAACAUCCACGUUACUGGGAGGAGGAAACUCAGACAUGUUUGCAUAAACAGGAAAACUUCAAGAAAAACAUUGAGAUUGCUGCACAACGCUUCAACCAGACUGGAGAACUGCAUGUCUAUCAGCAGAUGUAUGGCUGUGAGUGGGACGAUGAGACUGAAAAGGUUAAAGGUUAUGAUCAGCAAGGUUAUGAUGGAGACGAUUUAAUCAUACUGGACCCAGAGACAAAAUCAUGGAUCGCUCCAACUCCACAAGGUUUCAUCACCAAGAACAAGUGGGACCAUGAUGAACAUGCUGUAAAAUAUGAGAAGUUCUACUUAACUCAGACAUGUGUUGAGUGGCUGAAGAAGUAUAUGAGCUAUGGAAGGAGCUCUCUGAUGAGAACAGAUCUUCCAUCAGUUUCCUUUCUCCAGAAGACUUCCUCCUCUCCAGUCAGCUGCCACGCUACAGGUUUCUACCCGAACAGAGCUGAGAUGUUCUGGAGGAAAGAUGGAGAAGAGGUUCAUGAUGGUGUGGACAAAGGAGAGAUCCUCCCUAACAAUGAUGGGACCUUCCAGAUGAGUGUGGACAUAGAUCUGUCCUCUGUUGCAGCUGAAGACUGGACCAAGUAUGAAUGUGUGUUUCAGCUCUCUGGAGUCAAAGAAGACGUCACCCACAGACUGGAGAAAACAAGGAUCAGGACAAAAAUCAGGACUGGGAAUGAUUCUUCAGGGUUCCCCACCAUGGCUGUGAUUGGGGGGGUUGUUGUGGGACUCCUAGUUCUGGUUGCCAUCAUCGCGGUUGCCAUCAUCGCUGGGGUCGUCUGGUGGAGAAGAAAUAAUAAUGGGUUUAAACAAACAAAUACUUCUGACACUUCAUCAUCAUCUUCUUCAGAAGAUCCUAAGAAAGCGGGCGGCGAACAGCAGAAGAUGAUCGCCUGAAUGACUAAGAAAAAAAAAGUCUGUUCAUAAAUUACAACAUCAAGACAAAUUCAAAUAACUGAGAUUUAAUCAUUCAAUAUCUAUGAAACUUGUUUGAUACUUUUCAGUUUUAUUUUGCUAUCCUGCUGUAGUGCUUUUAUUUAGAGUUGGAUAAUUUCGGUUAACUGGCAACAAUUUAUCUGAUUUCUAAUGCCAGAGUGAGCUUAAAAAUGAAGUCAAAGUUAAACUUGGACUGCUUAAUAUAACAUACAAUUUUGUAUAUUUUACUGUGUUAAAUAAUCAGCAAUCUUAAGAUUUUUUUUGUUUGUUCUCCAUCACUGUCUUGUAAAUAUCCAUAGGUGUGAAUUAUAAAUAAAAGUUAUUUCUUAA
Messenger RNA from Girardinichthys multiradiatus, 1597 nucleotides. Its product is annotated as H-2 class I histocompatibility antigen, Q9 alpha chain-like. Lineage: Eukaryota; Metazoa; Chordata; Actinopteri; Cyprinodontiformes; Goodeidae. Gene Ontology annotation, biological process: immune response. The transcript has 8 exons. The record is from RefSeq and is a predicted model, not a curated record. The coding region runs from base 101 to 1228 and encodes 375 amino acids. Gene Ontology annotation, cellular component: external side of plasma membrane.